Molecule: messenger RNA, 2147 nt
Organism: Diorhabda sublineata
Lineage: Eukaryota; Metazoa; Arthropoda; Insecta; Coleoptera; Chrysomelidae
Exons: 1
Coding region: 460-2097 (545 amino acids)
Biological process (GO): fatty-acyl-CoA biosynthetic process; long-chain fatty acid metabolic process
Molecular function (GO): long-chain fatty acid-CoA ligase activity
Source: RefSeq, a predicted model, not a curated record
GCAGCCAACUUUUAACAUAUCACACUUAGGACGAUUUAAAAAGUCCUGUGAACAAAUCACGGGUUAUGGUGAAACCCUUUCUAUAACGUAAGACUUGUUUGGGCGCACUUCACAAUAAUAGACAGGUUUUAAUUUAAAAAAUGGUUGAAUGAUUUGUUACCCAACAAAUUUAAGUUAGUUGAUUUCUCGCACAUGGGCGACAUAACAUGCGCAAUAUGUAAAUUUUUAAGUUGAAUAUGUGAUAAUUGCAAAGUAUAAAAUAUGAAAGAUUUGUCAUGUUAUAAAAUUAUAUUUAUUAACAUAUUCAUAUGUAAUACCCACUACAUACUUCAGACUGGGAGUAAAAAGUUCAAGGAUUUGCAAUAUCAAUAAUUUGCUUAUCAUGAAUAUUAUAGAAUUUAUUGUUCUUUAUUGAAGUGCACCCAAACCAGAAGUAUUGAUUUUACGCAGUAUUAAGAAAUGGCAUCAGAAAAUUUAGAAAACAUUGUGGUUGGACCUGAAUUAGAAAGAAUAAUUGAUUCACCUUUAGGAGAUCUGUUACUGUUAGUUUUAAAAACUUUCGAAGAUAAUGUACUUCAAGUUGAAGCAGAAACUGGAGAAGAAUUAUCUGCUGCGCUGAUAUUAAAAAGAAGUAUAAAAUUAGCAAGAUGGUUCACCAGUAUAGGAAUUCAGAAAGGUGAUAGUAUUUCAAUUAACAGUGAAAAUAGAUUAGAAUUUUGUCUAGUGCCAGUUGCAACGCUAUUUGUGGGUGCUAUAUUCGCGCCAUUAAAUCCUGAUUAUACUCCACUUGAAUUGAAACAUGUACUUAACCUGUCAAAGCCUAAACUUAUUUUUUGUUCAAACAAAACCAUUGAUAAAAUGGUAUCAAUCUUGCCUGACCAUCCUUACAUUGAUAAAUUAGUUUUAUUUGGAAAUGUAGAAAGUAAACACCAAAAUGUUACAAAAUUUCAGGAUAUCAUUAAAAAUGCUGAUUCAGAAGAAAUUGAUGACAAUUACAAAAGUGUACCGUUGGAUAUUAAGAACACAGUUGCAACAAUUUUAUGUUCUUCUGGUACAACAGGCUUUCCAAAAGGUGUUAUGUGUACUCAUGAUAAUAUGGCAGCAUAUGUAGAUAUAUCCCGUUCAAUAAUGGGUGAUAUAGUUGAAAACGAUGACCCAAGUGAUGCUAUGAUGGGUCUUAUUCCCUUUUUCCACUCAUUCGGAUUUAUGUUGAUGUUCUUGAACCUCUUACGAGGUAAGAAAAUGGUAGUUCUGGGAAAAUUUAAACCAAAAGUAUUUUUAGAAUCAAUCGAGAAAUUUAAAGUUGCUAGAAUGAUAGUUCCACCGCCUGUUUUGUUAUUUUUAUUGAAGAGUCCUAUGGUUAAAAAUUAUGAUCUAUCAUCUAUUAAGGAAAUGAGAAGUGGUGCUGCUCCCAUGGGUAAAGAUAUGGAAAGAGAACUAAAAGAAAAGUUUAAUGUUCAUCAUGUGUCACAAGGGUAUGGAAUGACAGAAACAACAUUAGGAGUUCUAGUUUCUCCACCAGGGAAAAGUAAAAUAGGAUCUUGUGGUAAAAUUGUUCCAGGUAUGAUGGCAAAAGUAAUAGAUGAUUUUGGGAACCCAUUGCCUGCCUAUAAAGAAGGGGAAAUAUGCUUCAAGGGUCCUUUAAUUAUGAAAGGCUAUGUAGGUGAUCCAAAAUCAACAGAAAGUACAAUAGAUAAAGAUGGUUGGCUACACACUGGUGAUGUAGCAUACUAUGACAGCGAUGGUUAUUUCUUCAUAGUGGAUAGGAUUAAAGAAUUAAUAAAGUAUAAAGCUUACCAAGUUGCUCCUGCAGAAUUAGAAGCGUUACUGCUUACCCAUCCUGCCAUUCAAGAUUCUGCUGUAAUAGGUUUGCCAAAUGAAGAAGCUGGAGAACUACCAUUGGCAUUUAUCGUUAAGAAACCAAAUAAAAAAAUUACAGAACAAGAGGUAGAAAAAUUUGUGGAAGAUAAUGUGUCACCUCAGAAAAGGUUAAGGGGGGGUGUUAUAUUUUUAAAUGAAAUACCUAGGAAUCCAACAGGAAAGAUUUUAAGAAGGGUAUUAAGAGAAAGGGCUGUGCAAUCUAAGUCCAAAUUGUAGUGAACGUGAUUUUAUUGUAAUAAAAUACAUAAAUAUAAUUAUUCUUGUUC